AGCGUUUGCUCUAUAUUGACAAAGGUUGACAAGGUUCUACGCGAAUGGCGUACGCUUCGCUUCUGUAAUCCUCAAACAUGAGAGUUGCCCGGUAGUGAGCCGCUCGGACAGUGCCAAUCAUCCUGAUCCGGAACGCUUUUUCAGCCAUUCCGCCGACGUGUUUGGCCGUCAAUGUCCCAGGAUUUACUCGCGCUUCACUUCACUUGCUUAACGGCCACGAUCACAAUGUAUACGUAGAACAAAGGGCAUCGACGUGGCAAACUGUCAGCCUCCUCCAGCUGUAGACUGACAUCCGCGGCUGACGAAUCGCUUCAUCCUUCUGCAUCCCACACCUGCGGAAGCAUACAUGGACAUGGAUCGACUACGCCCCAAAUCCUUCAAGCCCUCCUAUCCAAGAUGGUUGGUAGGCAAGCCGCUGUUGAUCAUGUCCUCCGCUCUUGCGUCUUUGGGGGAUGCCAUGUUCGGCUAUAGCCAAGGUGCCAUCGCCGCCGUGCAAGUUCAGCCUCCCUUCAUCAAGCGAUUCUUUGGGAGGGACGUGACGAUGGAGCAAAUCAGAAUUGGCGAUACUGGCGUCAACCCAGAACUUCAAGCUAUUACAGUGUCUUGCCUGAAUCUCAGCGCCCUCGUGGCGGCGCUCGGCGCGGCGUAUGUCUGCGACGUGCUGGGCAGACGCAUGUCCGUCCGGAUCGGCGGCAUCAUCUACCUCAUUGCUUCCUUCUUCCAGAUCUUCGCGUCCAACCUGGCCGUCUUCAUCGUCGGUCGCUUGAUUCAGGGCGUCGCCGUAGGUAUGCUCUCAAUGACAGUCCCCAUCCUCCAAUGUGAGAUCGCACCGGGUCAUUCCCGCGGGCUCUUCAUCUCCAUCGAGUAUCUCUGCCUCAAUUUUGGAUAUCUCCUCUCUUCAUGGGUUGGGUACGGCUUUUUCUUCGCAUUACCCUCGGAGAUAUCGUGGAGAGGGCCAUACAUCAUCCAGGCCGCCCUAGCCGUAAUUCUCAUCGCAUGGUCCUUUGUGCUUCCGGAGACACCGCGCUUCUUGAUCAGCAACGGCUUCGAGGAAGAAGGGCUCCGUGUUCUGGCCGACCUCCACGCGGCUGGUAACGAGCAGGAUGAGAAGGUCCAGAUAUCCUUCAAGGAGAUCCGUGCCGCCGUAGAGCGCGACAGACACCUGCAACAAGCCAGCUGGCGCGAACUCUUUACGGACUACACCCGGCGCACGAUCAUGGGCAUCACAUGCCAGAUGUUCGCGCAGUUCAACGGGAUCAACGCAAUUCUGUAUUUCCUUCCUUCAAACCUCACGAGGGCUGGAUUCUCUAUCUCAAAGGCUCUCCUGUACUCCGGCGUAUCUGCGAUCGUGUAUUGCCUGGGCACGAUUCCGACGAUGUUUCUCAUCGACAGGUGGGGCAGGCGGCCGUUCUUUAUCGUUGGAAGCUUCGGACUGGCGGCGUGUCUUGGGGUCGUCGGCGGCCUGCAGUUCAAGAGUCGCAGUCUGCCUGUAGGGAACGCACGGAUACCGUACGCCGACGGCAUUUUUGCAGCGAUCUGCGUCUAUCUCUUCUUCUUCGGUGCAACCUGGGGCCCAGCGCCCUAUCUCCUGGGAGCGGAAAUUUUCCCCAUGCGUGCCAGAGCGAAGGGAGUGGCACUCUCCACAACGUCCAAUUGGCUCUGCAACUUCAUCAUCGCGUUUGUCACGCCUCCGCUCUUCGCGGCUAUCCACGGCGGAUUUUACUUCAUCUUGCUAGGCCUGUGUGUCAUCUCCGGCAUCUUCGUGUACUUUGUCUACCCUGAGACGGCACAUCGCACCUUGGAAGAGCUUGGAGAAGUCUUUGGAGAUAAGGGCGGCGCAGAAGAGGAACUCAAGGCGGACGUACUGCUCACGGUUCCUGGGUCUGGCAUACAAACAUCCGACAAUGCUUCUGAAGCUACUACCCUCAGGCCGAGCUUUGCAGAUGACAGUAGGAGUGCGGUGGGGUCCGAAAAAGGUAAAGGUGCCUGACAUAUUUGGUGAUUUGUUCCGUUUCGUCGUGCGAUUCUGUCAUGUUCCAUUCAUAUAUGGCGGGCGAAACUAUCACCUUGGUUAUGGUGCCGAGUAGCUGAAGGUACAAUGAGUUCAACAUCUCAUGUAACAGAAUACAUACAUACACUACGAUAGAGGGUCACACUUUCAUGGCGUCUU
Laetiporus sulphureus 93-53 is the source of this 2170-nucleotide messenger RNA. Its product is annotated as general substrate transporter. The record is from RefSeq and is a predicted model, not a curated record. NCBI's taxonomy places the organism in Eukaryota, Fungi, Basidiomycota, Agaricomycetes, Polyporales, Laetiporaceae. Gene Ontology annotation, molecular function: carbohydrate:proton symporter activity. Gene Ontology annotation, biological process: transmembrane transport; carbohydrate transport. The transcript is spliced from 5 exons. Gene Ontology annotation, cellular component: membrane. The coding region runs from base 347 to 1990 and encodes 547 amino acids.